Messenger RNA from Syngnathoides biaculeatus (alligator pipefish), 2642 nucleotides. RefSeq names its product histone PARylation factor 1. The record is from RefSeq and is a predicted model, not a curated record. Gene Ontology annotation, cellular component: nucleus. Bases 1588 to 2511 code for a protein of 307 amino acids. Gene Ontology annotation, biological process: regulation of protein ADP-ribosylation; DNA damage response. NCBI's taxonomy places the organism in Eukaryota, Metazoa, Chordata, Actinopteri, Syngnathiformes, Syngnathidae. The transcript has 8 exons. Gene Ontology annotation, molecular function: poly-ADP-D-ribose binding; histone binding.
CAAAGGCCUCCCAUUUGAGUGCUCGGCGGCGGAAGCACCAACAUGGCAGCGGCAGCCGCGGCGGUCACCAACAACGGCGACGUCGCCUUGCGGGCACUCGGCGGAUACACGAAAAACGCGUCUGUUGUUGGUCUCGUGUAGCUUCACGAGUUUAUUCCCGAUUUCCAAGCCAUCGCUGAUUUUGUAUGAAUAGCACCGGCUACCGGGAGAAGUUCGAACCGUUCUGGCUGCUGAACAUUUGCUUGACAAACCAGCUCCGGUUAACUACGGCUGGUUGCUUGAGCAGUGAAUUGAUCGUAACUCGGUCCCACUCUGUGAGCAAGGUUUCAAAUUGUCCUUCUUUUACCUCUGCUCAGUAUUAUGUAAUAAGGCCUUUUUGUGUCGGUCAGUUUUGUUUUUUUUUUUUUUUUUGAUUGUUUGAUAGAUAUUUAUGAACUGCUCCAGAUGAUGUUAGCGUGCUGUUAUAUUGCGUUUUUAUACAAGUAUUGAAUAUGAAUGGCUUGUAUGAUUGCAACAUGGUGAAGUCGAGCGAGUCGCAUUUGUCUUGAUACAAAACCGUCCAGUGCUGCCUGCUGUAUGGAUGUAAUGAACCCUUUCCGGCCAGGGGAUGCAAAUCUGCAACGAGGUUGAAUGUCAUUGAAAAUUUCAAGUCCAGAGUAUCAUUUUCUGAAAGUAUCGGAUUUUUCUCUCUGCAAAAUUUUCUUUGGUCCAGAGAGGUUUAAGACUUUAGUUUUAUGAAAUCGUGUUGCACUCCUAGUCAUACGUCUUCUGUUCUUCCGUUAGCGUACAAGAAAUUCUUCUUCUUUUCCUUUGGGCUCGUCCCAUACGGGGUCGCCACAGCGUGUCAUCUUUUUCCAUCUUAGCCUAUUUCGUGCAUCCUCCUCUCUGUAACACCGGCUGUCCUCAUGUCCUCCCUCACAACAUCCAUCAACCUUUUCUUUGGUCUCUCGCUCGCUCUCUAGCCUGGCAACUCCAUCCUCAGCACCCUUCUACCGAUAUCCUCACUCUCUCGCCUCCGGACAUGUCCAAACCAUCGGUCUGCUGUCUCGAACCUUGUCUCCAAAUCCACCCAACGUUGGCUGUCCCUCUAAAGACUGCGAACGUCAUGGUCCAAGGGGAUUCCAGUCCGACCUUGUCUGUCAGCCUGUCCAUUACUACGGCAAACAGGAAGGGGCUCAGAGCGGAUCCCUGAGGCAGUCCCACCUCCACCUAAAAUUCUGCUGAUCCACCUACGGCACACCUCACCGCUAUUCUGCUGCCCUCAUACAUGCCCUGUACUAUUCUAACACAUUUCUCCGAACAUCACCUUUGUUCUUAAAAAUGGGAACGAGCAUACUUUUCCUCCAUGCGUCUGGCAUCCUCUCUCCUGCUAGUAUUCUAUUGAAUUAUUCAAUCCAACAGUGGAGUUUUUGACCAAAAUAUUCCAAUAUUUCAACAGCCACCUCUCCAAAUUGCUUCCAUACCUCCACUGCAUGUCGUCAGGACCAGGAUUCGGGAGAAGGAAACGGAGAGCUGAAGAAAGCGCGCGGUCACGACGAUGCCAAGGCGCCGCGGGCGUCCGACGCGUCGCCGCAGCGACGUGACGAGAUGUUGCGGCUCUACAAACUCCACAUGCCUGAGGACCUCUACCAUUUCUGGGACUUCUGCAAGGAGAUUUGCCCGGACGACCCCUGUGGUGCGCUGAAAAACUCACUUGGUUUGCAGCUGGUGGGUCCUUUUGAAAUCUUGGCCGGCGCUCAUCGGAACUGCAAGAACGCUUCCCCCGACUUCCACCUGCACUGGAGGUAUUUCUACGACCCACCAGAGUUCCAGACCAUUCUACGAGGCAGCCAGGAAAGCCAGCAUCAUAUCGGCUACUACAGAGACAAUCCCGACUCCCUUCCCUCGUUUGUUGGCGAGAAUGAAGCCAAGAAGGGUUGCGCCAUAACACAGAUGGGAGACAACGCCUUUGCUGCCGUUCACUUGUUCCUGCGGAGGAAAAAGAAGGAGAAGGGCGGGCAGAAAACGGGCGGAGAAGAUUUGGACAUCCUGGAGGCAAAACUGAGCGAGCGAGCCGAGACGCUAAACUUGUCUCUGGAGCAGAAGAGCAAAAGCAUGAAGCAGCGGGACAAGAAGGUGGUGACCAAAACGUUCCACGGGGCCGGAAUUGUCGUUCCCGUCGACAAGAACGAUGUGGGCUACAGAGAACUUCCAGAAAGCGACGCCGCGCUGAAGAAGAUCUGCAAGGCCAUCGCCGAAGCUCAGAACGACGACGAGCGCGUCCGAGCCUUCGGUCCGCUGCAGGAGAUCAUCACUUUCGUCCAGUUCGCCAACGACGAGUGCGACUACGGCAUGGGCUACGAGCUGGGCGUGGACCUUUUCUGCUUCGGAUCCCACUACUUCCACAAGGUCAUCAAGCAACUCCUGCCCCUGGCCUACAAUUUACUGAAAAGGAAUCUGUUCGGAGAGAUUCUGGAGGCGCAUCUGGGCAGCCGUAGCCAUGACAACCUGGACCAGCUCUCAUCCGGCUAAAUUAGUCACCGGCGGGUAACGCUUCCCCUGCCGCGCCGUCUCCCGUUUUGUACCGCUGCUGCUUUUAUGCUCAGUUUCCGUUCAUUUGUUUUUCAGUGUCAAAUAAAGUAUUUUUUUAUAUUUUUAACGUG